AUGUCUCUGGCACAAAUGGAAACUGCUGUUAAGGGAAUAUCUUUUCACAUGUGCGAAAAGACUAUCACACGCCCUCCGAGAAAUACAAGUAUGGUAACCAACAACCAGUUUAAUCAGAAAAAGCUUAGUCUUACUCCCGAAGACAGCAGUAAACGUACAGUCGAAACCAUUUCAAGUGUCUUCAGAACAUUUGCAUUGAGGAGUUCUUCAAGAAAUAUCUUUACCAACAUCAAGCUGUCCACUGUAGAAGCCUUUCUUCGCUGUGGUAACUUUUGCAUGACGGACGGAGAAAUCUACAAAUCUAUCGGCCUCUGCCUGCCUCAUUCAGUCCGCUUUUCAAAAAUCGACGUGAGAUCGGCAAUGGAACAGAUUCUCAUAGAAGGUUCUGUAGCCCGCCAUGGUCUCUACGACAUAAAGUCUGCCAAUGGCACCAUCCUAGGUGUGAUUAAACUCUGGAAUUUGAAUCCAGAAUGCAUCGUUGACUGUUUACGUAUCGCUCUUGUCCAGAUCCAACGCGCAGACGCUCACCUAGGCCAGAUGUGCAAACGGAACAUUCAGUCUGUUUCGAAUUCGGAAGCGCUGCUCUGUCCAACUUUAAUGGAAGAUUUGAUGGCUUACGCGAUCUGUCGACAGAUAGAAUUUGUCGGCAAAGUUUCUUCGUUGACUAUUUGCUUAAACUCGACAAAGGUUAAGACGUCUGAUGCCGACUUGAUUCGAAUUGUCAAGCCUUUUCCACCGGAGAAAUGGACGACGAGCUUUAUUAGUAGCAUUCAUUCUGGAGUCUUAACUAGCCGGUGGGUAAAAAGUGAAGCAAUUUCCCGAGACAAAGUACCCGCUUCUAACCGCGAUCUAUCCGAUCAGGCGGAACUGGACAUCGGUUCAAUUAUCCGCGAAUUUGUUAUCGCUGUCUAA
Molecule: messenger RNA, 912 nt
Organism: Acanthosepion pharaonis
Lineage: Eukaryota; Metazoa; Mollusca; Cephalopoda; Sepiida; Sepiidae
Source: the annotation of a GenBank genome assembly